AAAAGAAAACCGAUAUAGUGAUCUCUUCCAACAGGAUUUCUUGUUCAUCCUUAGGAAAUAAUAUUUAGGAGGUAGAUUUUGAACCUGGAUACGCAAAUCACGCUUAACUUCACCUGUAUUCAGUGUAUCUUUGCAGAAUAACGGCGUUUUUAAGGCGUCGAGGUGUAUGUGUAUGUGUGUGUCUUGGUGAUGUUUUUCUGUCACACUUGCCGUUAUCCUACAAUACCCCACAGUAUACCUUUCUUGCCAACUGGGGAUGAAGGAUAACGAUGGCAUUGAUUCGCCCCGUACCAUAGUAAUGAUCAUGGUUUUUUCGUAUGCUUAAUUCCUUAUUUCGAAAUAAGCAAUUCCGUCUGUGACUACUGUUUCUGGUGUCUCGGUUUUUAUUAGCAUUUUCAAGAUUUAUGACAAUCCAAUGCUCAUUUCGCAAGGGACUAUGCUUCCGCUUCUGAGAACAACAUUUAAUGCAACAUAUUCUGCGCUUGGUCGACGACAUUAUACCGAAAAAAAGUUGUCAAGAGUUAUUUUAGCUUAUUUAGAAGAACAUGGAAAACCAAACGACGACACAUUCAAUAGACAUGUUUAUGGUAGGAAACCCAGAAAAAGAGAGGAAGCCGAGUUUGUCGAAGCAGUAAAAGCCGGUGUAUUCGAGCCGACACCAAAGAAACCUGUUCCUUGGACAGAAGAAGAGAAAAAAAGAUUACUGGAAUGUGUCAAGCUGUAUGGAAAAAAGUGGAGAAAGAUUGUUGAAUUUUUUCCAGGACGAACGAGCAGAGUAAUAUCAGCAUACUAUCAUAAUAUUAAAAUGAAUUCAUCCGAAGGGUUGACAGAUGAAGAUAAGGAAAUAAUACUUCGGUGGUAUAAGGAGCGUAGUGCUAAAGGAGAACGAAUCAACUGGAUUGAUUUAAAACGCAAUCUACCAAUACCAAAGCCAAUGAAGUACAUCAAGGACUAUAUAUAUGGAUUAGAACGUCCGUUUACAAAUAGGAGAUGGACAGAAGAAGAAUUUCAGAAAUUACGAGAGUUAGUGUUAGAAUACAAAAAAGAUUGGGAUCAGAUAACAGCGAAAAUGGAUCAUCGAACAGAACAACAAUGUCGGAUGAAAUGGCAUUAUGAGAGUUUGAAGAGAGGAAGUGGGAUUUAUGAAUAUCCUGACAACAAGGACCAUACAUCGUCAUAAAAAGCAG
Messenger RNA from Rhizopus microsporus ATCC 52813, 1187 nucleotides. RefSeq lists its product as uncharacterized. Bases 416 to 1180 code for a protein of 254 amino acids. Lineage: Eukaryota; Fungi; Mucoromycota; Mucoromycetes; Mucorales; Rhizopodaceae. The transcript has a single exon. The record is from RefSeq and is a predicted model, not a curated record.